AUGCCAGUGGCCACGGUACACCCAAUCGAUCGCGACUCUACCACCGCGGCUGUGCAGGACCUCCCAGACAGUAGCUUUCAACUCAGUCUCCUCGGUGUACACUUUAUCACCAGGGAGGACAGGCCCACUUAUCUGCAUCGGGCGUCGUUUUCGCAACCGAUCAAGCUUCAGCCGCAGUACAAGAGACCGAAGGUGUUCGCCUGGGUCAAGACCAACUUGGAAGACGUCUUUCAAAACGGCCAACAUGAGAUGCUCCGGGAGUCGUACUGUAACUCGCUCAUCGGUGAAGUGGAAUGCGUCGCAUAG
Molecule: messenger RNA, 306 nt
Organism: Parastagonospora nodorum SN15
Lineage: Eukaryota; Fungi; Ascomycota; Dothideomycetes; Pleosporales; Phaeosphaeriaceae
Exons: 2
Coding region: 1-306 (101 amino acids)
Source: RefSeq, a predicted model, not a curated record